Messenger RNA from Paramecium primaurelia, 1216 nucleotides. Lineage: Eukaryota; Ciliophora; Oligohymenophorea; Peniculida; Parameciidae. The record is from the annotation of a GenBank genome assembly.
AUGAAUUCAACACUUAGAACUGAUCAGAUUAUUUAUUUUGGAACUGCAAAUACUCCGAAAGUUUCUUGUAGAUAUCAUGAAGACAAUUAUAUAUAAAUUUUUUGCAAAAAAUAGUAUAAAAAUAUAUUAUAAUUUAGAGAAUGCAGUUUGCCUUUGUGCCCUGAAUGUAUAAAGAUUCAUUCUGAAGAACAUGAACAAGAUAGAGUAACAAGUGAUAUUGAUUUGUUUUCUAAUUGCCUUACAGAAUAAUAUAAUAAAUCAUGAGAAUAUCUUAAUCUUUGGGCAGUAGAUGUUUAAGAAUCAGGUAAUUUAUAAGAGGAGAUUUAAAAAGCAUAAGAAGUAUGUAAUAUAUGCUAUAUAUUUAUAGUUCUAGCUCUAGAAGUUUUAAGAUGCUAAAAAACAAUUUUAAAAGGUUAUUGAUGAUUAUUUUAAAAUGCUUGAAUCAAAUAUAUUAAAUGAAACUUAAAUAUCAACUCAAAAUUUAAUUAAAUUGGUCAAAUUAAGACAUAGAAUAGAAUAUUUGGAAUGGAAAAAUUAACAUGAAAAUUUAUUAAAGCUCAAUUCAGAUAAAGUAUUUAUGAAAUUAAUAUAGUCUAUGCCUCCAUUAAUCUCAAUAUAUUCAGAUCCAAGAUAGACUCCUUAAGCAGUUUAUUAGAGGAAUCAUUAAGAACAUAUUGAAUAGUUAAAUAGACUUAAAUUAAGCAUUAGAUAAGUAAUUAUUAAUGAUAAUCUAAAUUAAAUCAUUACAUUCUUAAAAUAAUAUAUAUAAUUAUCUACAAUUGUAUUAGAUUCAUAAAUUUAAUAAAUACAAAUUACAAAUAAAGUUUAGCCUUUUUUAUAAGUUUAACCUAAAAUAUAAAAUCUAACAAUUGUAUAAACUUAACCAAUUAUGAAUUAAGCAAUAAAUUCAAAUAUAUAUUAACCAAAAAUUAUAUAACAUUUUAUAACCAGUAAUGUAAUAAUAACCACCAAUAAUACCAAUUACCCAAUCUAAUUUUAUCAAUAGCAAUAUUAUCAUCCCAAUCCUGUUUUAUAAGAACCUAUACCUAUGUCAAUGCCAAUUAUACCAUUUUAAUAAUCGACUCCUCCUUAAAUCAUAAGAUCUACUUAAAAUCUUGUAUAGCCUAUUGUUGAUAGAGGAAUUUCCAAUGGACAAUUAAGAGAGACAAUGGCAUAAAGAUAUUAUGAUAAAAUGUAGAAAAAUGAAAUAAAAUGA